CGCCGUACAAGGAUGGGGGACGCACAGGACCCUUCGACUGAUCGUCUUUGGGUGAAACUCAGUGCUCUCGGCGAGGGUAACGUGUUCGAUCUCCUACCGGAGCUUUUUCGGAAAAUGAUAACGCAGGACGCGCUCAGGGCCGCCAACGAGCCAUUCGACAUGAUUUUUCCCAGUGACGAGCAGUGGAAGGAAAAAAUCUACUACAGGCUGGUGGAGCAACAGAGGAGAGCGGACGCCGCUGGAGAAGUUGAGAUGUUGGAUCCCUUACAUCAACAAAAUCCGAACGAGAACAAACUUCACGAUUGGAACAUCAUACCUAAGAACGAGAGGACCGAAUGUGAUGAGGCAAAACCGAACAAUAUUGGCAGGAAAAGGCUGAAACAUGGACCGGACCCAAUCACGUGGACAGUAAGCGACCUUGCUAAAGCAGGGUGCCUGUUGCAUUCACCCCCCAUUGGUACGGCUUUCGAAGAUGAACAGGAGAUGAGGAGGGUGUACACCCUCAUUUACGACGUGUUCAGAUAUAAGAACGUACUGAUGCAGGCCCUGAACGACAUAAAUUUCUUCCAGAUCUUCGAACAGCUCCAGGCUUCCGUACCUAUCGUGUGGCUCCUUUUCUACGAUCUCUACCACAGGAGUUUCAAGAAAAGGGAGACGUCCGUUAGGGAGCUUGCUGCGAGGCUGUUUCACCAUGCGAAACUUUCCUUGGCAGAGAACGCACUUUGGUGUCAGAGGGUGAAGUUAGCCGCAGCCGUGGCGAGAUUGCGAAUAAAAUACAACGCCCUCAGCCUCAUGGACCUGCUUCCUUCCCAUCUUCGAGGAGACAGGACGAAUAAAGAAAGUCGAAAUAUACCGGUUACGGUGUGGGUAAACAACAGAAAAUUCAAAAAUGUCAACGAUAUCAAAAAACAAAUAGAACAUGCCCUGAAGGUUAAACUGGUGGAUGAUCUGAAGGAUCUAGGACCUAACACCUUCAAAUGGGAUCGCCAUUGUCCUUUGACUGUCGCGUUUCAUUAUUCCAUGAGGACUGAACUGGCGAAAAGUAACCUGGUUCGAAGCCAUAAGCUCAUAGUCCAGGAUAGAUCAUUUUGCGUUGGAGCAGCAACAUUCUGGAAGGUGGUGGAAGACUUGCAACUUUCUGGCAGUGUCAUACAAACCCACGUCAAUUCGCCAAGGUCUACGGCUUACCUGGCUAACCUCUUGUCGCAGAAUGAAAAAAUCAAGAAACUGAUGGCUUUCAGUGCAGGUAGAAGAAAGAUAGAAUACGAGAACUACCUCCACGAACUGGGAAUGACGAACGUCAUCGUAUACUCCGAUAAACUGGUGGAUUUCGGGUUCGAAUCCCCCUGCAUGGAAGAGGUAGUAGCAGUUUACGCCACUCCGCCAAACAGUUACUCGGCAGUGGCGGAUCCCAUAGAUUUGGUCUGCAGCAGAGGCGGGGACCUAUCGAUGCUCGAAAUUCUGACCGAAUCUGAAGAUACCCUAGAGGGGAGAAACAGGGUGACGAAAAUUCUGGAAGAACAACGGAAAACGUUGAAGGUCGCGAUGUCAAGGCCACAGAUCCAGGUUGUCCUUUACGAGACUCAUUCCGAACUCGAUGUGGAAAACUGCGAGAUGGUGAAGACAACUCUUAACGAGAUCAACAGGAUAGCCAAGCUACACCACGCCUCCCUUAAGGGUUUGAUAAGCCCGGAUUAUUUGACGACCAUGCAAAUGCCCUCGGAACUACUGAAGGAGAUAAAUAACAACGAAGAAGAGAAGGGUCAAGAAAUGGAGGAAAACAAGGGAGAUCAGUUCGACGCUGGUGACAAUAAUUCCAGGAUUAACAUCCCAGAUCCUGUCCACUGUGAGGAUCCUUGUGACUUCAAGGAUGUUCAUGUGCCGGAAACUGACCUAUUCGAUACCCCAGAUCUGCCUUGUCUGUGUCCGGAAGAGACAAACUGCAAAAUGGAGAACGGCUGUUACUUGGCGCUCAUACAAAGAAAGAAAGUACUGAAACUCGACAAUAAAUACAUGAUCCAGAUGGCGGAGCAGAGAGGUUUGUUCGGGAGCAACACCAGCAACUCUUCGAAACAGAAAGGGUCCAAGCAGAGCAGGAAGAAACAGCAGAACGCGAAACAAGAACCGAAACAGAAGAGGACUAGGAGAAGAUUGAAGGAUUUCGAGGAACUCUCCGAAGCUGAGCUUUCUCCAGAGUCACCGCAGAGUAUUUGGCGAACGGAUGGAGCUGAGGUAGAGCUGCAAAUAUCGCAUACAGAGAACAAAGAGAAUGAGCCCACAGUGACGGUGACUUCGAGAAGCGUAGACGAUGAUGACGCAAGUAAAGCUGGAGGUAUAUUGGGGGAGUUGACGACAAAUCAACUCGAAACUUUGAUAUCGGCAUCUUACAAAGUAAGCUGCGAACCAUGCUACGCAAUACCGAAAGAACCUCCCAAUGAUGAGAAGAAGAUGCUGUCAGAAUGGGACGAAAAUAUUUCGAAACGAAAUGCUGCAAAUGCUGAAUUGCGCGCAACCGAUGAAGAAUCCGAGAAAAAGUCUGUGAAAUCUGGUAUAAAGAACGAUAAAGCCAAUACAACAAAAGAAAAUAUCUUCGAAGAUCUGUCGAAGGAUGCAUUCGGGAGAAAUAAGGGAGAUUCAUUGUUAAAACUUAAGAGGGCAGAACCAUCAUCGUCGAGGCCUAAAAGUAGAUGCCCUAGCGUACCAGAAGAACCUGAGGAGGAAAAAAUUGCAGAGAUAAAGACAGAUAUCCCGUUCAGAGCAAAGAAUAAAUGCGAAAAACAGAGUACGACCGUAAAUACAGAGACGAGCAGCUAUAAGAACAUCCACAAACAGGUUGCACUGAGGAGGAGGGAGUCUGUCUCAAGUUCAUAUCGACUUUUCAAAUAUGGCAUGGUUCAAAUAGGGGAUGACAGUUCCAGUAGGAGUAUCGACCGAUCCUCCACUACUUCUACUGGCUACGAGAUAAUAGUUAGGCCCAGUGGAACCUUCAAUAUAAAUGCGGGACCUGUGAAAAUUUUCAAAUACGGAUUAGACCUCAGAAGAAUUAGAGGCAAGCUGACUGAAGAAAUCAUCAAUAGAAUAUCAAUGCCUACGGAAGCUUCGAAAAUCAGGUCUUUAAGAGAAGAAUGUUUGCCGGCAUGUAGGAGAACUUUAGGUGGUACUGUAACGAGGGAUUUUGUUUGUGAGUGUUGUAAGAGGCGACAUUUCAAUUAAUUCAUCAAGUAAUUGUCGAUCAUCCAAUUGUGACUGUAACAAACUGUUAAUAAAAUGUGUUGAAGUUGUA
This is a messenger RNA of Coccinella septempunctata (seven-spotted ladybird), 3283 nucleotides long. RefSeq lists its product as uncharacterized. The transcript has 17 exons. NCBI's taxonomy places the organism in Eukaryota, Metazoa, Arthropoda, Insecta, Coleoptera, Coccinellidae. The coding region runs from base 13 to 3213 and encodes 1066 amino acids. The record is from RefSeq and is a predicted model, not a curated record.